Babesia bovis T2Bo is the source of this 1466-nucleotide messenger RNA. RefSeq lists its product as uncharacterized. Bases 29 to 1438 code for a protein of 469 amino acids. The record is from RefSeq and is a predicted model, not a curated record. The transcript has a single exon. NCBI's taxonomy places the organism in Eukaryota, Apicomplexa, Aconoidasida, Piroplasmida, Babesiidae.
UUAAUAUGUUGCGGUUACGUUAUUUUUGAUGAUGAGUGACGAGGUUGCCGAUGCUUCUCGGCGGCUCUCAGGUCUAGAGAUCCCCGUGUUCUCCAUGCUGGAGUCACAAAUGGGUGACCCAGUCUUAUCGCAUUGGAUAGGUCCUGAUGGAGUGGUUGCUGGUACGGCUUUAGGUCGUAUUUCAGCAUAUCUAUUUGACAUUCCUUCAAGUGUUAAUUCGGAUUUAUCUACAGUAACUGUUGAGAAGCCUAUGGAUACGCCUUCACCUCCUAUCACAUCUGAAUCGGAUGACCCUUCUCCACCUUCUGGAGAUGCAGCUAUCGCUACUGUUGAUUUACCCACCGCAUCACCCCCUGAAGAUUCUCCGAACAAUGAUGCUCCAUUGGUUCCUCCACAGGAGUCCCACAGUGAUGCGGUAUAUAUCGGUAUGGAGGAUUCUCUUUACGAAGGAGACGAGGACCACGGGAGUAGUGGUGGCUUUAGAUUUAAGCAGCUAACCUCUCUUUGUGUUUCUUUUAUGAGUUACUUACGUUGCGGUAGCAAUGGCAUUAGUAAAUCGAGUAUUUGCGAUGUAUUGCCUGGGCGUUAUACGGUAUUUGCGUCCUUUUCUAAUGAAGCGGUUCGUGCUGUUUUUAUUAACAAUCGUUUGCUCUAUUGUUUGAUAGGGACUACUGCCAUUGCUGUCUACGAUGUAGACAAGUAUGCAUUGCGGAAUGAAUAUCGUUUGUCGUUAUCUCGCAACGCCGGUUACAAGCAGAUAACCUUUUCUGGGUGCAAGAUAUUGGUUGACUGUAUGCGCGGAUCUACAAUUUUAGAUCCUGUGGCUAAAACCCAGAUAAGUUCUACCCAUCGUGUCUAUCCUUCCAACGUGCUCGAUUUCAAUGGUUCCGAGAUGAUGUGUUAUUAUCGCAACAUAAACAAGUAUUUUGUUCAAGUGAUCACUCUUGACAAUGACUCGACUAAGAAGGUAUUGUUUUCUAUAGCUAUGCCUAAGAGUGUAUAUCUUGUGACUCAUGGCAAGUUUUGGGGUCGAGAUCGUAUAGUUGUGGUUGCUGACAUGCUUAUGAUUACUGUGUUCAAUCACCGUAUGUUGACUGUUCCGGUCGCCAAGAGACGGCUUAGGGUGGAUAUUAUGGCACUAUGUGGUGGUUUCCGUGAUUUCCUUGCGGUGUUGACUAAGGACGCCAACCUUUUGCUUUUGCAUGGAAGGACUCUGGAGACUUUCCACAGCAUAUCACUUUACCCGGCUACGUUUGAGCUUGGGUGGCCCUAUUCACUGAUUAACUACAAUCGUAUUCUUUCAUUCACAUCUGACGAGGGUGUUUAUUGUUUGAAGCUUCCUAGUAAGGUGUUAACGGUUGCUAGUGAGUGGCAAGUCAAGGACAACAGUAAUGACGUUGGUACCGACACAGAUCCCACAACUACCUCAACGCUGUAAAUAUAAUACAUUCAUAUAUUUAGCAGCA